AGGAUAUGCGCUUGGGCGUCGGGACGCGGCUGCGCUCAGCUCUCUCCUCUCGGAAGCUGCAGCCAUGAUGGAAGUUUGAGAGUUGAGCCGCUGUGAGGCCAGGCCCGGCGCAGGCGAGGGAGAUGAGAGACGGCGGCGGCCGCGGCCCAGAGCCCCUCUCAGCGCCUGUGAGCAGCCGCGGGGGCAGCGCCCUCGGGGAGCCGGCCGGGCGGCGGCGGCGGCAGCGGCGGCGGGCCUCGCCUCCUCGUCGUCUGUUCUAACCGGGCAGCCUCUGAGCAGCUUCGGAAAGAGACGGUGGAAGCCGUGGGCUCGGGCGGGAGCCGGCGCAGGCUCGGCGGCUGCACCUCCCGCUCCUGGAGCGGGGGGGAGAAGCGGCGGCGGCGGCCGCGGCUCCGGGGAGGGGGUCGGAGUCGCCUGUCACCAUUGCCAGGGCUGGGAACGCCGGAGAGUUGCUCUCUCCCCUUCUCCUGCCUCCAACACGGCGGCGGCGGCGGCGGCACGUCCAGGGACCCGGGCCGGUGUUAAGCCUCCCGUCCGCCGCCGCCGCACCCCCCCUGGCCCGGGCUCCGGAGGCCGCCGGAGGAGGCAGCCGCUGCGAGGAUUAUCCGUCUUCUCCCCAUUCCGCUGCUUCGGCUGCCAGGCCUCUGGCUGCUGAGGAGAAGCAGGCCCAGUCGCUGCAACCAUCCAGCAGCCGCCGCAGCAGCCAUUACCCGGCUGCGGUCCAGGGCCAAGCGGCAGCAGAGCGAGGGGCAUCAGCGACCGCCAAGUCCAGAGCCAUUUCCAUCCUGCAGAAGAAGCCUCGCCACCAGCAGCUUCUGCCAUCUCUCUCCUCCUUUUUCUUCAGCCACAGGCUCCCAGACAUGACAGCCAUCAUCAAAGAGAUCGUUAGCAGAAACAAAAGGAGAUAUCAAGAGGAUGGAUUCGACUUAGACUUGACCUAUAUUUAUCCAAAUAUUAUUGCUAUGGGAUUUCCUGCAGAAAGACUUGAAGGUGUAUACAGGAACAAUAUUGAUGAUGUAGUAAGGUUUUUGGAUUCAAAGCAUAAAAACCAUUACAAGAUAUACAAUCUAUGUGCUGAGAGACAUUAUGACACCGCCAAAUUUAACUGCAGAGUUGCACAGUAUCCUUUUGAAGACCAUAACCCACCACAGCUAGAACUUAUCAAACCCUUUUGUGAAGAUCUUGACCAAUGGCUAAGUGAAGACGACAAUCAUGUUGCAGCAAUUCACUGUAAAGCUGGGAAAGGACGGACUGGUGUAAUGAUUUGUGCAUAUUUAUUGCAUCGGGGCAAGUUUUUAAAGGCACAAGAGGCCCUGGAUUUUUAUGGGGAAGUAAGGACCAGAGAUAAAAAGGGAGUAACUAUUCCCAGUCAGAGGCGCUAUGUAUAUUAUUAUAGCUACCUGUUAAAGAAUCACCUGGAUUACAGACCAGUGGCACUGUUGUUUCACAAGAUGAUGUUUGAAACUAUUCCAAUGUUCAGUGGCGGAACUUGCAAUCCCCAGUUUGUGGUCUGCCAGCUAAAGGUGAAGAUCUACUCCUCCAACUCAGGACCCACGCGGCGGGAGGACAAGCUCAUGUACUUUGAGUUCCCUCAGCCAUUGCCUGUGUGUGGUGACAUCAAAGUAGAGUUCUUCCACAAACAGAACAAGAUGCUCAAAAAGGACAAAAUGUUUCACUUUUGGGUAAAUACGUUCUUCAUACCAGGACCAGAGGAAACCUCAGAAAAAGUGGAAAAUGGAAGUCUUUGUGAUCAGGAAAUCGAUAGCAUUUGUAGUAUAGAGCGUGCGGAUAAUGACAAGGAGUAUCUUGUGCUCACCCUGACAAAAAAUGAUCUUGACAAAGCAAACAAAGACAAGGCCAACCGAUACUUCUCUCCAAAUUUUAAGGUGAAAUUAUACUUUACAAAAACAGUAGAGGAACCAUCAAAUCCAGAGGCUAGCAGUUCAACUUCUGUGACUCCAGACGUUAGUGACAAUGAACCUGAUCAUUAUAGAUAUUCUGACACCACUGACUCUGAUCCAGAGAAUGAACCUUUUGAUGAAGAUCAGCAUUCACAAAUUACAAAAGUCUGAUUUUUUUUUUCUUAUCAAGAGGGAUAAAAUACCAAGAAAAAAAACUUGAAUAAACUGAAAUGGACCUUUUUUUUUUUUUUUUUAAUGGCAAUAGGACAUUGUGUCAGAUUGCAGUUAUAGGAACAAUUCUCUUCUCCUGACCAAUCUUGUUUCACCCUAUACAUCCACAGGGUUUUGACACUUGUUGUCCAGUUAAAAAAGGUUGUGUAGCUGUGUCAUGUAUAUACCUUUUUGUGUCAAAAGGACAUUUAAAAUUCAAUUAGGAUAAAUAAAAGAUGGCACUUUCCCAUUUUAUUCCAGUUUUAUAAAACGUGGA
Molecule: messenger RNA, 2388 nt
Organism: Rattus norvegicus (Norway rat)
Lineage: Eukaryota; Metazoa; Chordata; Mammalia; Rodentia; Muridae
Gene: Pten
Product: phosphatase and tensin homolog
Exons: 9
Coding region: 861-2072 (403 amino acids)
Biological process (GO): negative regulation of neuron projection development; negative regulation of cell population proliferation; regulation of signal transduction
Cellular component (GO): nucleus; cytoplasm; synapse
Molecular function (GO): phosphatase activity; phosphatidylinositol-3,4,5-trisphosphate 3-phosphatase activity; phosphatidylinositol-3,4-bisphosphate 3-phosphatase activity
Source: RefSeq, marked validated